AUGCCGCUUACCUUUCCAUCAUCAGUUGCCAAGAAAGUUCGUUUGGCUCUGUUACAUAAAUGUAAUAGUAGUCGCAAACGACGCGAUGAUAUAACUACUGUUGAUUAUAGCCAUGGAAAUUUAUCUUGCGUGCCAGAAGAUAUCCUUCAAUAUGAAAAUACAUUAGAAGAACUUCAUUUAGAAGCUAAUUGCCUUCAAGAAUUGCCCAAAUGGCUUUUUCAAUGUCACGCUUUGCGUCAUUUGAUUUUAUCAGAUAAUGAACUGGAUUGUUUACCACCAUCGAUUUCCAGUUUGACAAGUCUAGAGCGGUUAGAUUUAAGUCGAAACGAUUUAACAGCACUACCUGAUAAUAUUCGUUAUUGUAAACAAUUAACAGCCGUUGAUUGUAGUUCGAAUAGAUUAGAAAGAUUAUGCGAAGGAUUGACGAUGCUGGUGAAUUUACACGAAUUGUAUCUUAAUGACACUCUAUUAGAAUUCUUACCUGGUAACUUUGGACGUUUAACAGAAUUGAAGAUCUUAGAAAUGCGUGCAACACGAAUGCGAUUGUUACCUGUCACAUUGCCAAAAUUGACCAAACUCGAACGAUUAGAUUUAGGUGCUAAUUCUUUCAUUGAAUUUCCUAAUGUUUUGACGAGUCUUCCAUCACUACAAGAAUUAUGGCUCGAUUCGAACAAAUUAAUAUCAAUUGAUAAUUCAAUUCAUCAAUUAGCGAAUCUCACAUUUCUUGAUCUCUCACAAAAUCAAUUAACAGAGUUACCGAAUUCAAUUGGUUUUUGUAAAUUAACGGAUUUACAUAUUUCUGAUAAUUUUCUUACUACAUUUCCGGAAACUAUCGCUAAAAUGACCACACUGGAAAUUUUAACAGCGAAUAACAAUCAGAUUGAACAUUUGCCGAAUGAGCUAGGAAAUAUGGCGUCAUUAGUUGAAUUACAUCUAUCAUUCAACAAUCUGACUUCAGUGCCAACGAGCAUUGGUUUAUUACGUCGUCUUCAAUUUCUUGCGUUAGAUCACAAUCAAAUUCAAUCGAUACCUGCUAGUAUCGGAAGUUGCUCAAGUUUAAGUGUACUUUCAUUACGUUCGAAUUGUUUAAUACAAUUACCUGAUGAAAUCGGACGUCUUUCGUUACUGAAAGUUCUCAAUGUUAGCGGAAAUUUUCUUCAAUAUUUGCCAUUUACACUGUUGAAAUUGAAGAACUUACAAGCAUUAUGGAUGAAUGAGAAUCAAGCAAAACCUCUGAUUGCUUUCGAGCAAGAGCGCCAUCCAUCCAGUGGACAGCGUAUUCUUACCUGUAUACUUUUACCACAAACAGAUCCUUCGAUGAAUCGAUAUACAUCAAAGAGUCGUUUUACUAAUGAUCAACCAAUUGAUUAUUCAGAUCGUUUGACGACUCUUCGUUUUGCCAAUGAUACUAUCGAUGAACCACACAAUCUCGUUCGUAAUCCAACACCAUAUCCGAAAGAAAUGCGAGCAUUUGCAAAUAUUCUUCGAAACUAUAAUCAUAAUAAACAACGGCAAAUAAUUCAAUCACCCAAGAAACAUUCAUCAUCAUCGAAUUUAUUGAUGGUUUGCGAUGAUGUUCCAACAAAUGAAACGUGGACUCAACGCGCCAAUUCCGCGUCAGUUGGUUCGAUGAAUUCGGACCCAUUGUGUUGUCCACUAGCACAAAGUCAUGACGAGUUGUUGUGUAGUACGAGUCCGUUAGGGGAACUGGGAAUAAAUCGUCCCGAUCUUUUACCUGGCCAAAUCAAUGAUCUCGAUGAGAUUAAAAGUAAUCAUUCGUUCUAG
Messenger RNA from Adineta ricciae, 1785 nucleotides. NCBI's taxonomy places the organism in Eukaryota, Metazoa, Rotifera, Eurotatoria, Adinetida, Adinetidae. The record is from the annotation of a GenBank genome assembly.